AUGAACUGGAUACAUGUUAUCGCCAACACUGACAACACUGGCUGUGAUAUACCAAACAGAUUACGAUCGCAUCUCAAUCACCAAAACAUGUUUGGUUGGCGGGGAAUAAACAAACCGAUCGUAAUUACAAUAUGCCUGAUAUUGUGCGGUAUUGUCGUAGCGUUUACGACAAACACGGCGUCAAUAGAUGUAUUAUAUUUACUUAUGGCUGUCUAUGGCAUCACUAACACAGGUAUUACAAUAUUACUGGUGGUCUGGAUCGCCGAUGUGUGGGCUAAGGACAGCGGCCCAUAUAUGCAAGCGUUUCAGUUUACAACCAGUUUAGCCGGUAUUGUGGGUCCACUGGUUGUCGCCCCAUAUCUGCCCUCAAAUAUAGGCCCGACUGAUGACACGACCGCCGAUAUAUCGGCCAUCAAAUGGACACUUUCCAUACCAUACCUCAUAAUCGGUAUCAUAACAGCCGUAAAUGCCAUACCAUUUGGUUUAAUGCUAGCAUUUAAUAGCUCACAAUUAAUGCCCACAAAACUCAUAUUUGUAAUGAUAAUAAUGUGCGGCAGUAUUAAAGCGCUGCUAUACGGUAUACAAGAGAUCCAACUGACCAACAUCACUAAAUUUAGCACCGAGGUGGGCCUGACUGCUGUCAGCACACAAUACUCGGCCUAUUUUAGUACCUGUAUAUCUGGCGCGACGGCUGCCUCUCAAGCCCUGGCCAUACCGUUGGCCAGAUAUAUACGGCCUCUAACUAUGCUAUGGAUGGGAAUAUUUCUACAACUUUUGUCUCAAAUAUUGCUAUUAUUUGCCCACAAAUCGGUAUGUUUGGCAUUGGUGUUGGUCCUGUAUUUGGAGCCAUGUGGCAACUUGUGGGCCAAUUCACCCAGACAACUGCCAAAUAGAGUCCAAACCGAUAGCAAAUAUUUGGACCAAUAA
This is a messenger RNA of Medioppia subpectinata, 927 nucleotides long. NCBI's taxonomy places the organism in Eukaryota, Metazoa, Arthropoda, Arachnida, Sarcoptiformes, Oppiidae. The record is from the annotation of a GenBank genome assembly.